UCUCAAGCUUGCAUUCUAUUGCCCCCACUUUCCUCUAACCACAAAGCUUCUUGAUUAAGAGAGAGAGAGAGAGAGAGAGAGAGGAGAAAUAUCAGAAGCAUUGCCAGCACAAGCGCAGCAACAAAAACUUCUCCAUCAAUGUCACCAGCACCAUCUUUGUGGAACUCUCCUGUGCCGUACCUCUUCGGAGGUCUGGCGGCGAUGCUGGGUCUGAUAGCAUUAGCUUUAUUGAUCUUGGCUUGCUCUUACUGGAGGCUCGCCGGGCAACUGGAUGAGAGAGAAAGGCGCAGCGAGACGGACUUGGAGAGCGGCGGCGAAGGAAAAGAUGCGAGUGAUUCCGAGAGUAAGGUGCCAAAGGUUUACGAGGAAAAGAUCUUGGUGAUCAUGGCUGGGGAUGAGAAGCCCACGUUCUUGGCCACCCCUGUGUGCGCUAAAGCAGCGACUUGUGGGGAUGGGAAUGUCGAGAAGGGUGAUCAGAAGAAGAAGGGAGACAAAGCAGAUAACUUUGAGACAACGAUAAAGGAAGUGGAUGAUCAAGAUGAAGAUACCAGGACAGAAGAAAAUAAAGUGAUCUCCAACUCCCAGGAGACCCCAGAAGCCCAAGGUCACAACCAGUGAGCUGCUUGGUUUCUUGUUGGCGUCCUCUCAGUGAUUUAUUGAGUAUUUUGGUCCAUUUUCAAUUUAUUUUCCUCUUCUUUCUGGGGUUUUGGAUUUUGUUUCCAGGCAUGUAAAAAUUUUGCUGAGAUGAAAUAGAAGAUGACAUGGUUUCCAUCUUUUCUUA
Molecule: messenger RNA, 781 nt
Organism: Carya illinoinensis
Lineage: Eukaryota; Viridiplantae; Streptophyta; Magnoliopsida; Fagales; Juglandaceae
Product: protein GLUTAMINE DUMPER 2-like
Exons: 1
Coding region: 139-618 (159 amino acids)
Biological process (GO): regulation of amino acid export
Source: RefSeq, a predicted model, not a curated record